UACAGCGCAGAAGUUGUAUCAGUCUUAUGUUGACACUGUUAAAUGUCAGGAACUUAGUGAAAGCAGACACAUUUUGAACUGAAGAGCUCCCAGGCUAUCCGUGCGAGUGAGUCUGUGUGAGGUGACAUUUGCUCUUGUUGGAACUGCUGUUAAAAUCUCAGCCAGAUCAGCAACUGCAGCAUCAUGAGCAGGGAUACAAACUCUUUAUCUGUCAGAAGUAAAAGUGCAUCAGAAGAAACACUGUACCAUCAAAAUGAAGAAGAAACGGUUCUCCAAGGAACGGACCAGUAUCGUGUUAGGAGAUUAUCCUGUCGUAACCUCCAGCUUCCUCCUUUGGCAUUUAGACAGCUGGAGCAGGUAGACUGGGAGAAAAAGACUGAUCCAGAGAUGGUGCAGAGGCCCACCAACCUUCCACUGAGAACCCUUCCUCUAAUUGCUAUUACUGCUGCGGACACUGUCAGAGUUCAAAAGUACGAAGCAAACCCAGCAGGACAUUUUUUGAGGGAGGAGGAAUGCCAGUACUCAACUCUUUUAAUUAAAGAAUCAAAGCAAAGUUUAUCCGAUAGCCAUCCUUUACUGAGGUGAAUAUUUUUAAUGGAGUGUUAUAUAGUCAGUUUCCUAAUCUGCAUAUUAGUUUAAGGAAAUGAGUUUUGCAAAAUUCUAUUUGAUCCCUAAUUUUUAUGUCUCAUAGCAUACCCUUAUUUUAAUAGACUAAUAAAAUGGACCUGUCCAGACCUGCUCUAGAUACAAUACUAUGGUAUUAUGUCUUUGAUAGUACUGAAUAAUAGGCUGUUUUAUUCUUAACAGUUAUAGGACUAAAGGUUAGAAACGUCUUUGGCUGUAACAUUUUGAAAUCAUAAUGUAUAAAUUGUGACAAAAAAGAUAAAUGCUACAGUCCAAUGCAAAGUUAAGCAUGCUUUGCAUCACUGAUCUUAUUUCCGCAAGAAUACUGAAUUCUGUGCUAUUUUGUUCAGGUACAAAACUGAAUACCAUUAAUAUUAUCUUCGAAAUUAGUUGACAUUCCUGUAAUUGCAAGGUAUUUUUAUUUUUUUAAAAAAUGCAGACAAUAUAAAAAAUAUUUAUAGAACCAAAUGGUUUAUUCGGAACAAUUAUUUAUUUUUUAUUUAGCUUUAUCAACUUUGCUAAGCAAUAAUAUAUUCCUAACUUAUUCAAUCUUUGAUUUAUUUAUUUAUUUAAAUCUGACUUGCUUAAGAAGGUUUCUUCUUAGCAGAUGUAAAAAUAUUUCUUGAUUGCCAAUAGUUGUUUUUUUUAUCAAAAGAAGAAAAUUAAUAUUUUCCUCCAAAGGUGGACUUGAACUGCAAUAGGAAAUGGGAAAAAUGUACACAUUUUGGUUCCAAAAGUAGCAGAUGUCCCUUUUAUCCCAAAUUCUGCCACUAAUUGCUACUGAAGUCUUUGUUUUGGUUAGCUACCUAUGAAUAUUCAGCACCAAGGUUCUGAGCAAUGCAAUAUAUCAUGUCUUCAAUCUGGCUACAUCCAAUUUAUUAAGUGUAUUUUUCAUAUGCACUGAUGCAAUAUUCAUAGAAUAAAAUUACUCUUCUUUUACAUUCUGAACUAUUAAUUAAUGGCCAUGCUGAUGUUCACCAGCAGACCUGCCUCAUCCAUUUUUUUUAGCUGUCCCUUCCUUCUGAAAUAAGUUAAUUUGUUGGCUUCAGACAUCAUGUACUUCUAUUGGUGAAAUUUUCAUUCAAUUUAGUUGUAAUUGAAUGCUAACUGAAAGAUAUCUGGAAGGCAGGAGUUGAAGGAAAGCUGAUGUUUUUGGCUAUAGAACAAAACUGUAUCCAUCUUGUUGCAACCCAGGUAGCUACUUGGCCUAAUCUCUGUGCACACAGUGGACUUUUGUCUUCCUUUCCCUUCCCCUCCCCCAACUUUAACACCACAUGUAAUAAACAAAAAAUUGCUUCCAAGAGUACAGAAUUUCAAAAGUAAUCUGACAUGCUGUGUUGGAAGUCCUGCUAUUCAGGAAAAAUAAGUUCAAAUCUCUAUUGAGUGUGGAGAGAUAAUGGUGUGUUUCUUUAGCACUCUAAUCACUACCAAAAAUAACAUCAUUAUAAUAGCUCUGACUAAUUUUGAUCCUUCAAUAUGAUUUUAAUGGCUUAGCAUUCUUCUGCAAUUCUCUUUUCUAUUCCUUAAAAUAGGAAUGGAGAAUUUUAUUUUGCCACUAAAAUAGGUUCAGCUUCUGUUGAACAUGUCACUGGUUGAAUACCUGAAGUGGGCAGGAUUAGCUACAUUCUGAAGUUAAUUCAGCAGAAGCUCCAAAUUCUAGAAAGCUGAGAGCACAUUGAGGUGGUAUUCUUCUGAGACUUCUUUCUUUUAUCCACUAAUGGUUUUGUGGGUUUAGUUUCAGGAAAGGAGUGGCUAACAUUUAAUGUACUUCAGGGCAUUUUGGUAUGCAACUGACAGUGUUAUCACAAGAAAACAGUAUCAGCACUGCCAUCUUUAAGACUUCAUUCUUUUUUUAAUAGCAAUUUAAUUAAACAUCACAGUUAUAAUAGGCUAAUUACGAUUACAAAAAAGCCUAAAAGAAUAAGAAAAAGUACAGAGAAAAAAAUAGAAAAAUAGAAAAGAACUAACACUAUAAUAAAGAAAAAAGAAAG
Messenger RNA from Protobothrops mucrosquamatus (brown spotted pit viper), 2615 nucleotides. Its product is annotated as cAMP-specific 3',5'-cyclic phosphodiesterase 4D. The transcript is spliced from 4 exons. The coding region runs from base 184 to 585 and encodes 133 amino acids. NCBI's taxonomy places the organism in Eukaryota, Metazoa, Chordata, Lepidosauria, Squamata, Viperidae. The record is from RefSeq and is a predicted model, not a curated record.